UAAUUUGUACAUAAAAUCAAGUUGACUACUAUGGAAAUAAAACAGGAAGCUAGUGAGAAGACUUCUAAAAUAGAAAUAGAUAAUGAGACCUGUGAUGUCAUUUUGAAUGCUUUCAAAAUUGAUAUUAAGGAAGAACCCAAAAAAGAAAGUAUCCACCACACAUUUGAUUAUUUAGACUUUAAUGAAUUCCCGGUACACAAAAACAUAGUACAAGAUGAUUAUAAAUUUACAUUAUUUGAGGAAAAGCAAACAAAUGAAAAAAAUACAUAUACAAGUACAAGACAUCCCUUGUCAACUAAAGUAGAUGAUACCUUUUUUUUAAUAAUGUUUCAGAGUUAUCAAAAUAUAGAAUUGAGGAUAAUGAAAAUGUAA
Messenger RNA from Diabrotica balteata, 372 nucleotides. The record is from the annotation of a GenBank genome assembly. NCBI's taxonomy places the organism in Eukaryota, Metazoa, Arthropoda, Insecta, Coleoptera, Chrysomelidae.